CCCCGUGGCUUUAUGAAAGUCGAAAUCCCUCCAUGGGCAUCUCGUCGGGCAACUGCUAUAAAACGCGUUCGGUCGGCUAGAAGGAGCUCGCCUCGGAGGACCCGGGUUUGAAGACGGUCCCGUCUCCGCGCCGCUGUCCUCGCGUGUCCUCGCUCUUCUUGCUCCCGCCUCGCUGCGCUCCGACAACACAAGCCACGGGGACGAGACAGCGGACGUAACGCUAGCCGAGAGAAGGGAAGUGGGCUCCGUCUUCUCUUUCAUCAGGCAGAUGCUCCCAGCCGCCCAGCUUGACAGGAGUGAUGGGAUGUGUCAACUAGCAGGUGAGGCAAUCCUGGACAAUGCGAUUGGACUGAAGGAUUCAUCUACAGUGUUCACACCAGAGCGAGAUAAAGGGGGGACAGACGAGGACAGUAACGACGACACAAGGAUGGGCGUGGGAAAGAACACCACCCCGAAGUCGAUGGACAGCAGCAGCGAAGGAGGAAAAUACGAAGAGGAGAGCAAGCAUGGCGCCGACUUCUACCCCAUCCCGGUGGUGGUGAACGGCGUCGGCGGUGCAAAUGGAGACCAGGACACUGAGAACACGGAGCUGAUGGCCAUCUACUCCAAGGAAAACCAGGCGGCCGAAAAGAGCUCGAUGUCGGAGACCCUGGACAGCACAGACAGUGUGGACGCCCGGAGGAUGGACAUGAUCUAUACCAUUGAAGACACCCCGCCCUGGUACCUGUGUGUGUUUCUAGGCUUACAGCACUACUUGACGUGUUUCAGCGGAACCAUCGCCGUGCCGUUCCUCCUCGCCGACGCCAUGUGCGUGGGCUUUGACCAGUGGGCCACCAGCCAGCUCAUAGGGACCAUCUUCUUCUGUGUGGGCAUCACCACGCUGCUGCAGACCACCCUGGGCUGCAGGUUACCUCUGUUUCAGGCCAGUGCUUUCGCCUUCCUCGCUCCAGCCAGAGCCAUCCUAUCACUGGACAAAUGGAAAUGUAACAGCACAGAGAUUCCAGUGGUGAACGGCACGGAGCUCCUCCACACUGAGCACAUCUGGCACCCCAGGAUACGAGAGAUCCAAGGUGCGAUCAUUGUGGCCUCCCUGGUUGAGGUGUGCAUCGGCGCUCUGGGACUGCCCGGGAUGAUGCUGAAGUACAUCGGCCCUCUGACCAUCACCCCCACCGUGGCCCUCAUUGGACUGUCUGGCUUCCAGGCCGCGGGCGAGAGGGCAGGGAAGCACUGGGGCAUUGCUAUGCUGACUAUCUUUCUGGUGCUGCUGUUCUCCCAGUAUGCCAGGAACGUUCACUUUCCUCUGCCGAUUUAUAAGGCCAAGAAAGGCUGGACGUCUUAUCGACUGCAGGUCUUCAAGAUGUUUCCUAUCAUCAUGGCCAUCCUGGUGUCUUGGCUGUUGUGUUUCAUUUUUACCGUGACUGAUGUUUUCCCGCCGGAGAAAGAAAAAUACGGUUUCUACGCUCGCACCGAUGCUCGGCAAGGAAUCCUGAGAGCCGCGCCGUGGUUCAAAAUCCCUUACCCCUUCCAGUGGGGCCUUCCUACCGUGACAGCGGCCGGCGUGAUCGGCAUGAUGAGCGCCGUGGUGUCCAGCAUCAUCGAGUCGAUCGGAGACUACUACGCCUGCGCCCGCCUCUCGUGCGCCCCUCCGCCUCCCAUCCACGCCAUCAACCGGGGGAUAUUUAUGGAGGGCCUUUCCUGUGUGCUGGACGGGCUUUUUGGGACAGGAAAUGGCUCCACCUCCUCAAGUCCAAAUAUAGGCGUCCUUGGAAUCACAAAGGUGGGCAGCAGACGUGUAAUCCAGUACGGAGCAGCCAUGAUGCUGCUGCUGGGGCUUGUGGGUAAAUUCAGCGCCCUGUUCGCCUCUCUGCCGGACCCUGUCCUGGGAGCGCUGUUCUGCACCCUGUUCGGUAUGAUCACGGCGGUGGGACUGUCCAACCUGCAGUUCGUCGACCUGAACUCCUCCAGGAACCUCUUCGUCCUGGGCUUCUCCAUCUUCUUCGGCCUGAUGCUGCCGAGCUACCUCAAGCAGAACCCGCUGGUCACCGGCAUCGUUGAAAUUGACCAAGUGCUAAACGUGCUCCUCACCACUGCCAUGUUCGUCGGUGGAUCGGUGGCCUUCAUUCUGGACAAUACUAUCCCUGGUUCCCCUGAGGAACGGGGCAUCAGGAAGCUGAAGCGCGGUUCUGGUCUCAGCGCAGCGGAGCUGGAGGGCUUGCGAUCUUACGAUCUGCCGUUCGGAAUGGACUUUAUCCGCAGACAUCGGAUCUUCAAGUACUUACCCAUCAGCCCCGCGUUCAAAGGCUACCCGUGGGGGAGGCUCCUGGAGGACGGCCGGAGCAGAAGGGGACACGGGGACGUGGUGAAGGGUGGGGGCGGGGGAGGGGAGGCCGGCACAGCCCCCGGGGAGAGCGGGGUAUAGCCAAGGUCCCAGAGAGGCCGUGAAUAUUUCUGAUUUUUUUUUUUUCUUUGGGGAGCAAGGGAUGGUACACCGAGAUGAUGGGAGUGGAGGACAGAAGCGGCGCAGGACGGUGUGGAGGAAAAUGUGAUGCACCAAGCCCCACCCCACCCACCUCUCUGUCAGUACGUGUUUUCUUUAGCUUGUGUCAGUCUUUUCCCACCUCCCACUAUUCUUAAGCAUGCCAUAGCAAGCCACAGCAUGCUCUGAAAAAAAAAAAACAAAAACAAAAAGAUGUCACCAUGCGGAGGUCAGUCGGUGUGCAUGCAUGUGUGUACAGUGUGCAGCGAGAGAUAAAACGGGUUCCUGCGUUAAUUGACUUGCACUUCGAUCCACAAGGAGACAGAUGGAAAUCACAAACCCGAAGCUGGUGGUUUGAUGAUUCACUGGCUCCAAAGCGCUGCUACCUUCUACUGCCCCGAGUCAUUUAAAAAAAGAGAGAGAGGGGAAAAAAAAAAAAAACAUAUUCCACUAAAAGCACAGUCGGUUGGAUUAUGUCAAUUGAGGAUCACGUUAGGAAUCAUCGGCCUCUCGACUUGUUAUGCAACCACAUUGGACACACACACGCGCGCCAGCAGCCUCAGCUUCAGCGCUACGACUGCAUGACGGGGGCCAUGCAGGAUGACGGGACGGGUUUGUCAGGUGCCCUUAGCCAUGCAAAGUGAUUGUGAGAUUUAUUUUUGCACUAUCUGCCUCUUGAUUUUAAUACGAGAAUGUUGCUUCACAGCUCGCUCCCCUCACUUCCUCAGAGACCCACAUCCCGUCUGCUCAUCUCCACCUGAAAGGACCUCACAGCCUUCCCCUUUUGAAGUAGUCCAGUGCUAAGUUUUGUUUUUUAGCAAGAUCUCCCAUGUGACUGGGCAACAACAACAAAAACACACUGCUAACCCACCAGUUUACAUGUAUAUACUGUCAGUGUUAUGCAAUAGUUACUAAUGAUACAAAAACCUUCCUAAAUGCACCCAUGUUUCAUUUUGCUUUAAAAUUGGAACUAAAUUAAGAAAUGCAAGGUUUUAUUUAUUUUUAUUUUUUUUUAAUCUGCAGUUGAUGACUUGCACAUUUUGGCAUUAAUAACAUAAAUCAUUUGCAAAAGCAGUGCACAGUUACACCAACAUGUAACCCUGUCGCGGACACUUUGUACAUAAAUACUCGUUCAGCUCGUCCACCCACAGCAGAAGUAAAUAUUCUAUAUUUCAGGACCGCGUACACCUCAGAUCUUGGCAGGUUUCGAGAGUCACUCCCCUCCGUUCUUUGCAGUAAUGUGUGUUUUAACAGGACCUCAUCUUCAACCAUGUCCACCUGCUGCUGACUAAACCCACCUUUCAUCUGAGAGUUCAUCCUGAACAGCGAAGGCCAUGUUUUAGUUGAAAUAUAGUAAGAGUGCUUCGGGUGGUUUUUCUCUCUUGUUUUCUCCUUUAUUAUUAUUUUUUUUUUGUAUAUUUAUCAGCGAUCACCAGCGCUGCUGAUAUCUUUAAUAGUUGUCAGUCGUUCUCCUCUCUCUCUCUCUCUCUCUCUCUCUCUCUCUCUCUCUCUCUCGUCCUGCUGCCAUCCGUUAACUGCUGUCGUCUGUUACUGUUCUUGUGCGUCGCCGUUCAGGAUGUGGCAGCACGGCUGCUGGAGGAAGGCAGUUUUAAAGCGUCGGCACCCUUAGUGAACCCACGCGUGACCCUGAAGAGCGAACCGCACCGCGGUUAAUCAGCAGAUCCGAGACCAGUUUGCAAACACAAAUAAGUAGAGACAUGAAUUCAGCACAACUAUUCAAUAUUUAGACCAGCUGAGAUUUUCAAGAAACCAAAAUGUAAAAAGCUACUUGUUUUUCUGUUACCGUGAACCAAAACUUGUCUUUACUGGCAUUUUCUUUCUUUUUUUUUUUUUUUUUUUUUUUUUUUGCCACUGAGAUACUUAAAUGAAUUUCACCCCAAAUCCCCCACCAUUCGUCAUCUUUGUUAGAGAUAUUUAUUUAUUUAUGAGUAGAUACUCCUAGAAGCAGACUAAUGUGUCUCUUGCACAAUGUUGAAGGUGUAUUCAUUCAGUCAUGCCCUGUAAAAAAACGCCGCCGCGGCCAUUUACAGCCCUCAGCCUCGGCUUCGAAAGCUCACCCGAUGGCAGCAGCUUUGUAAUCAAGUUACUUUUUUCAUGUCGAACAGAAGCUGUUUCUACUUCAUUCCAUUUAUAUUUGUGUUGUUUGUAACACGAAA
Messenger RNA from Salarias fasciatus (jewelled blenny), 4653 nucleotides. RefSeq names its product solute carrier family 23 member 2 (gene slc23a2). Gene Ontology annotation, cellular component: membrane. Gene Ontology annotation, molecular function: transmembrane transporter activity. Bases 269 to 2419 code for a protein of 716 amino acids. The transcript has 16 exons. NCBI's taxonomy places the organism in Eukaryota, Metazoa, Chordata, Actinopteri, Blenniiformes, Blenniidae. Gene Ontology annotation, biological process: transmembrane transport. The record is from RefSeq and is a predicted model, not a curated record.